AUGGUGUCUAAGCUUGGUCUGUCUGUCGUUCCCCACCCCAACCCCUAUAAGGUAGCUUGGGUCAACACCACUGCCUUGGAGGUAAAGGAACGCAGCUUCAUACCUAUCUCCUUCACUGACUAUAAGGAAAAUGUUUGGUGUGAUGUAUUGAUCAUGAACGUUGGACAAAUCCUUCUAGGACGCCGCUGGCUUUUUGACAACGAUGUCCACAUUUAUGGUCGUUCAAACAUCUGCGUAUUUGAACAUGAUGGUAAAAAGAUCAAGCUUUUGCCAUCACAGGCUCGGGUUUCGAAUGAUCCUGAAUCCAACCCUGUCAAAGCCAAGAAGGAACUGAACCUGAUAAUCGUCAUAGCCCAGAGCAUGCCUUUACACACCUUAGUCGAUCGUGAGACUCCCACUAAGCCUGACGAAUCAGCUCCUCAUGGGAGUCAGCUCAUACCUAGUAUACUUGUUGAGAUCCAUCCUGAUGGUCUUCCUGAUCCAUUACCCCCGAGUAGAGGCAUUUCACAUGUUCUAGAUCUAGCCCAUGGAGCCUCCCUAUCUGAUCGUAUUCCAGGUGGACUCGACUACCUUGAUUCAGUGAUUUUUACCCUUGGUCUUAGUCUUUCUGAAAUUGCAUACAGGUUCAAACCUAGACAGCCGAUAGAUCUGAUACCCAUGAGUUCUAGGUAUAGGAUUUCUGAGUCUGCAUCAGCAUUUGCAUGA
This is a messenger RNA of Dendrobium catenatum, 705 nucleotides long. RefSeq lists its product as uncharacterized. NCBI's taxonomy places the organism in Eukaryota, Viridiplantae, Streptophyta, Magnoliopsida, Asparagales, Orchidaceae. The transcript has a single exon. The record is from RefSeq and is a predicted model, not a curated record. The coding region runs from base 1 to 705 and encodes 234 amino acids.